CCUCCACCCAAAUAUCACGCAACAAAACAUUUCUAUCCGCCAUCUGUCUCCCAAGAUUCCUCUCUCUCUCUCUCUCUCUCUCUCUCUCUCUCUCUCUCUCCUUCCAUGAUCAGCGGCCGCCACUUCCGAUUCCGGCUAGAUCCGGCGAUGUCUCGCGUCGUAGGUCAUAGGCCAGCACCCCCCAACCUCCCAGUACUCUCCUCAUAUAUUCCGCCGUGGCGACGCCCUCUGCGUCCCUGCACGCGUCUCUAUGGCAACCGUAGUCGCCACGCGUUGCCGGCGCCCGGCGCAGCUCCCACGCCUCUGGUUUGGAGGGCCACCACCCAGCGUCUCAGCAUGCGCUGCUGCCGGCUUGGGCAUGACGGUGCUGCUCCGCCUCGGCUACCUUGUGUCGACGGUCAAUCAGGAUUGCAGGUUGGAUCUGAAACAAUUUGCGGUGUAGGGUGCUGCUCCCUUCUCUCGGUGCUGGCUGGCAGUGGAGACAGGUUCGAGAGAAAAUAUUUUUCAGAAAAGGAAAGUAGGAUUUCAACGCUGUGCGCCCGUGCUCCACACCUGAGUUUGAUCCAACUGGAAUUCGUGGUGUUCAAGAAUGAUGCCUCAUCGUGUAAACAGCUUCAGGGGCAGAUGGUUAUGUAUGGCUUACUACCUCAUCGCGGAAUGUGGGGCAACCCAGUCGCUUCCUUGAAUACCGUCCCCUCGUUCAGGCCACUAAGGCACAUCCGAUUGGUCAAACAUGAUCGGUGUUCUAAUACGUACGCCUAUUAAGUUAUUUAUCAGUUAUACAUAGCUUAUGCCCCCCGCCCCCCAAUGAUCUUUUCUUGCACACUUGGUAAUUUUGAAUUUAUGCCUAAUAGCAUUAUGAUUUUUCUUUGUAGGUUGAGAAUUUCAAUACUAGAUGAUUACUUGGAUCCUUUGAAGAAUAUAUGCUGAUUCUUGGUACUUGGAGGAGAAAGAAGACAAUUAUAUGACUGUUUAGAAAUUUGUGUUCUAUUUUUUUCUAAGUGAUGUACUCCUAA
Messenger RNA from Triticum aestivum (bread wheat), 1016 nucleotides. RefSeq lists its product as uncharacterized. The transcript has 5 exons. Lineage: Eukaryota; Viridiplantae; Streptophyta; Magnoliopsida; Poales; Poaceae. The coding region runs from base 106 to 765 and encodes 219 amino acids. The record is from RefSeq and is a predicted model, not a curated record.